AUGUCAGUUUUGGGAAAGCCUACCAGGCAGCAUAAGAAUGUUUUGCCAAAUACUUACAUCCCGCUAUUAGAUCACAAAACUUUGUAUAACAUCAUAGAUCGACUAUCAAAGAACUCCAUUCUUCAAUUCAUAAUCCUAUGGACCAAACUUAAAAAUACACAACCAAAACCACCUACUAAAUACACACGACAAGGAUUCAUCAAUAAAAUUUUGAAAGAAGUCAAAGAAUUUCAAAAUGAUUUUAAUCGAAUACCAAAACGUAGACUUAUUGAUAAAAUAAUUUAUGAAUAUUGGUCUCAAGGUUUGAAUUUAUUACAGAUUUCACAAAUUGAUUGUCAAUUGAUUGUUGACAAAUCAACUAAUGCUCCACCAUGGGUAUACUCGACUGUGAAAGAUAUGAAUGAUGAAAAUGUACCUAUUACUAUUAAUCCAUCGCAAUUCUUACAACUGUUGGUUGAAAAUUUAACUAAUUUAUACUUGUCUUACAUCUACAUUUGUAAACAUCCAAAACUACCAAUCAUACUCAUUAGAAUACAGGUUUUUGAUUUGAAUGGAAUGGAUAUAACUCAAAAACCUCAUAUUGUAUCAUAUAAACCAUAUUUUUUUGGUAUACUUGUGAAUUCUCCACAUAUAAUUCAUUCGAUAAAUAACGAUGUCAUGAUCCAUAGUAUAGUAAUGCAAGUGUUUGAAAGAAGUCUUCCCCAAAGCCAUCAAAAUUUAUUGAAGUUACUCACUCCAGAAAACCAAUUCCCAAUUAAAUCCAUUGAAUCGAUGAAUAUUCUUAAAGGGAACAGCAGGUUUGGAAAUAGUUUGGGUAUCUGGACUCCUUAUGCCGAUGGAACGGUUGAUAUGCUACCACUUGGAGCAAUUGAACACCAUCAAGUAUUCAAACAACAAGAAAAAGAAGAAACUCCGUCAGAUGACGAGAAUGUAGAGGAUAUUAAAUUAAGAAGAUUGAAGAAAAUAGCUAAUCUUAGAUUUAAAGGUACGAUAACAGGAAAUGUGCUGCUGAUGAAUAAUGGAGAUAAUAAAUCACUGAAUGGUCAAGAUUAUCAUGGAAAAGAUGACACUGAAUUUGAUUCUAUUGCUCCUAUACAAUAUACCGAAUUUACGAUUAGGGAAAAUACCAAGUCAAGUAGAUUAGAAAGAGGUCUUAAUGAUGAUGGAAGAACGUCUAUUCGUUUCAAAAUCACAGGUUCAGACGUUUUUGGUGGUCUACAUGAAUUAUCAGUACGAACAACUGAACAAGAUAAGAUGAUCUUAAAUCCAGAAGAAAUCCCUCAUUGGUUAACUGGAGAAGAAGGGGCAUCAUUUGGUGAUAUCAUAGAUGGUACUUUUAUUAAACGGUAA
Candida tropicalis MYA-3404 is the source of this 1350-nucleotide messenger RNA. RefSeq names its product Chl4p (gene CHL4). Gene Ontology annotation, biological process: CENP-A containing chromatin assembly; chromosome segregation. Bases 1 to 1350 code for a protein of 449 amino acids. Lineage: Eukaryota; Fungi; Ascomycota; Pichiomycetes; Serinales; Debaryomycetaceae. The transcript has a single exon. The record is from RefSeq and is a predicted model, not a curated record.